CAUGCGCGCCCCUGUAACUCCGCCCCUCUUUAGUCCGCAUGCGCAGUAGCGCCGAUUGAAGCUGUGGCGGCGCCGCCGCCUCCCUCCUUUCGGGUUUCCUCUGGGUCCUAGCGCUUCCUUUUCCGUAGCAGGACAUAGGAGCCUCUCUCUCCAUUUCCCCCUUUGGGACUUACUCCCCCAGGCCUUGGGGAAGUUCCUGUGUGGACUACAACUCCCAGAAGCCCCCAGACUGUCAGAAGCUUCCCUCCCUCCAUUGAGAUUAAGAACUGCCCUCUGUACUGGGGCCUAUUACUGUGGAUCAAAGACCAAUUUUCAUUUCUUCUUUUCUCUGUGACUGACGACAGAACCUGCUUUGGGCAAAAGGAAGAACACAAAAGGAAGCCCUCACAGACCGAAAGAGAGACGGAUCUUUCCAACACCAUGGCUUUGGAUCCUGCAGCUGCCAUCAACACUAUCCUCACCUCUCCUGCUCCCUGCAAUUGGGAUCCUGAAAGUGCUUCUUUCCCAGGACAAUUUGCAUGGGGAGCAUCAACAGCAGCCUAUCAGAUUGAAGGAGGCUGGGAUGCAGAUGGAAAAGGCCCCAGUGUUUGGGACACGUUCACCCAUCAGGGAGGAGAUCGGGUUUUCAAGAACCAGACUGGUGAUGUAGCUUGUGGCAGCUAUACUCUGUGGGAGGAAGAUUUGAAAUGUAUCAAACAGCUUGGAUUGACUCAUUAUCGCUUCUCUCUUUCCUGGUCACGUCUGUUACCUGAUGGGACGACAGGUUUCAUCAACCAGAAAGGUGUUGAUUAUUAUAACAAAGUGAUUGAUGGGCUACUAGCAAAUGGAGUGACACCAGUGGUUACACUGUACCACUUUGACCUUCCUCAACGUUUAGAAGAUCAAGGUGGUUGGAGAUCCGAGGCCACUGUGGCAGCCUUCAAUGCGUAUGCUCAGUUUUGCUUCAGUACAUUUGGGAACAGAGUGAAGCUAUGGCUCACCAUUAAUGAGCCCUAUGUUCAUGCCAGUCUUGGUUACGAACAGGGUAUUAAUGCUCCGGGUGUUGUAGAGCCUGGUACUGGAGCUUACCGGGCAGCUCAUAACAUGAUAAAAGCUCAUGCUGCAGCAUGGCACAGUUAUAAUAAAUCAUUCCGAAAAAAUCAAGGUGGCCUAGUGUCUAUAGCGCUGAACUCAGACUGGGCCGAACCCUUUGAUCCAACUUCUCCUGCUGACCAGGAAGCUGCCAAGAGACAUAUGGCAUUUUGCCUGGAUUGGUUUGCUACUCCAAUCUUUCUUGAUGGUGAUUACCCAGCCAUAAUGAAAUCAAAGAUUUCUGCUCUAUGUAAAAGACAAGGCUUUCCUUCAUCAAGGCUUCCAGAAUUUACCAACGCAGAGAAGAUGAUGAUCAAGGGCACUGCUGAUUUUUUUGCUCUUAAUUAUUAUACAACCCGCAAAAUUAAGCACCAAGAUAAUACAAACACUCAGCCAAGUAUGUCUGCGGAUAAAGAAGCAGAGCAAGUAACAGAUUCAUCUUGGCCUGUUGCAAGUGGCAGUUCUUGGCUGGCUGUUGUUCCAUGGGGUUUGCGUCAGCUAUUGAAAUACAUCAAGGAUACAUAUAAUCACCCUAUAAUUUACAUCACAGAGAAUGGGUUUUCCCAAAGUGACCCUGCUCCACUCGAUGACAACCAGCGCUGGGAGUAUUUCAGGCUGACUUUACAGGAGAUUUUAAAAGCAAUAUACAUCGAUGGCGUCCAACUGAAAGGCUACUUUGUAUGGUCUCUUCUGGACAACUUUGAAUGGUCUUGUGGAUACAGGUCUCGUUUUGGACUCUUCCAUGUGGACUUUGAAAAUCCAGCUCUCCCUCGAGUGCCUUACAAAUCAGCUGUUGAAUAUGCCAAAGUCAUUGCCAACAAUGGACUGAUGAAAUCACAGAAGUAGCAAGGGCCUGUUAGCAAAAUGGGCUACUUAUUAAAUCCCAGGGUGGGGGGUUAAAAUAAAUUCAGGUGUUUAGUUAGUAUCUAAUCAGGGAGAAAAAUCUGAACAUUCACUAUAGAGCAUCUGACAGCACCCCGAGGAAGAAAAAACCUCAAAGAAAGCCACCAAAUAAGCUGGAUUCUUAAUUAAUUGUUAAUCUCUGUAUUAAAAGAAUAAUUAAGUAUUUUCCUUUAAAACAAUAAAUAGAGAUCUGAUUA
Molecule: messenger RNA, 2171 nt
Organism: Sceloporus undulatus (fence lizard)
Lineage: Eukaryota; Metazoa; Chordata; Lepidosauria; Squamata; Phrynosomatidae
Gene: LCTL
Product: lactase like
Exons: 6
Coding region: 421-1917 (498 amino acids)
Biological process (GO): carbohydrate metabolic process
Molecular function (GO): hydrolase activity, hydrolyzing O-glycosyl compounds
Source: RefSeq, a predicted model, not a curated record